Eimeria mitis is the source of this 3447-nucleotide messenger RNA. RefSeq lists its product as uncharacterized. The coding region runs from base 1 to 3447 and encodes 1148 amino acids. The record is from RefSeq and is a predicted model, not a curated record. Gene Ontology annotation, molecular function: small GTPase binding. Lineage: Eukaryota; Apicomplexa; Conoidasida; Eucoccidiorida; Eimeriidae. Gene Ontology annotation, biological process: endoplasmic reticulum to Golgi vesicle-mediated transport; Golgi organization. Gene Ontology annotation, cellular component: Golgi apparatus. The transcript is spliced from 3 exons.
AUGGCCUUGCAGCGCCCCGCGCUGCUGCGCCACGAACGGGGGGCACCUGCUGCAGUUGCAGCAACCGCGACAACAGCAGCAGCAGGGACUAGUGGCUACCAAUGCAUUCUGUCUAGGCCGGGAGCAGACAUGCCACGCUACGCUCGUGACUUCAGGCCCCAGACAGCCCUUGCCUCCAGCCAGAAGGGGCCCCAUGUUGGAGGCCUCCCUGUUGCAAGUAUCUCUCACGGGGAAACCCUGAGCCCUUCGCUCUGCCCCACGCAGCAGCAGCAGCAGCACACGCAGCAGCAACACUUGCAGCAGAAGCAGCAGCACCCUGCGUUGCAGCAGCUGGGUCUCAGUGCAAUGUUAUCUCGCUUCACAAAUAUCACUCCCUGCAGCGAGGCAGAAUCUGCGGUCCUUAGCCGCCACUGCAGCAGAAUUUACUGUAUUGUGCCGCCACUACCAGCAUCAAAUCGCCCUGAGGGGCCUCAUGCAUGCUUGGCGAGGCCUUCCAUAUCUCAAACAGCGGAAGCACCUACACAGUUGAACCUCCACCAGCAACAACACACUUUCGCAAAACCAGGAGCGGCAGCAGCACCAGAAUCAGCACUAGAUGAGCUAGAAGGAACUUCCGUUUCUUUAUCAGGACAUCAUCAGCAGCGCGCCGGAGUCCCUGACGCACCGCAACAGCAAUGGCAACUCGGAACCAACUGGGCGGCUCCCCUGCAGCAACAGCAGCAUCAGCAGAGGCCGGACCUGCUUCUGCAGGGAGAGACACCAAAUUCCGAGCAACAGGUGCUCGAAUUACAGCAGAAGCUACAGGGAUUGAGAAUGCAGCAGGGCCAGGGGCAGCAGCUGCUAGAUCUAGAGCAGCAGCAACACCGGCAGCUGCAGGGGCUGGGACUACAACUGCAACAGGGGCACAUACAAAGGCCGGUACAGACACAGCAGCAGGAGAAACUACAGGCGCUAAGAAUGCAGAGGAAUCAGGAGGCACAAGUCCAGCAGCAAAGGCGGCAGAAACACCAGCAAUUGCUGCUACAUCCCGGCCAGAUGGGAGUCUGGUCGAAUACGCAAAAGCAGCAACAACAGGCACUGCAGAAGGAGCUGCAGCACGAGCUGCAGCACGAGUUCCAGCAGGAGCUGCAACAGGAGCUACAGCAGGAGCUGCAGGAACUGCAGCAACACGAGCAGCAGGGACGGCAGGCCAUGCGCCAGCAUCAGCAGCGGGACUCGCAGCAGGAGUUAGAUCGAGAGGGAGAAGACCUGCAACAGCAGCAGCAACAGCACCAGCAGCUCGAAAGCGAAGAUGCCACGGAGCAGCAACAGCGGCUAGCUGCAGAGCUGCAGCACGUCGAGCAGCAGCUAGCUGAUAAGGAGGCACUUUUGGCCCUGUUUGAGGGGGCCUCCGAGCAGAAGCAGAGACUGCAGCGAGCGGUGCAAUUGCAGCAGCUGCAGCGGCAGCACCAGCGGCAGCAGCAGCUCCUGCAGCUUAUUGAGCAACAGAAGGAAGUGCUAGCCAAGCAACGGCAAGAAGUGGACACGAAGCAGCGAGAGGUAGAGAAGAGUUUGCUGCUGCUGCAGCAGCAGCAGGAGGCCCUGAAGUCGCAGCAACAACAGCAACAGGCAGCAGCGGAGGCACAGCAGAAACAGCAACGGCGGCUUGAAGAGCAGCAGGCGGCCUUUCAGAAAGCUCAAGACGAAUUCGCUGCGGAAAAGAGGGUGCAGCAGCAACAACAGCAGCAACUGGCUGAGCUGCGAGAGCAGCUCCAGAGGCAGGAGGCAGAGCUCGCAGAGAAGCGAGGGAGGCAUCAGCAGCAGCAGCAGCUCCUGUUGCAACAGCAAGCAGACAUGCAAGCCUCUCUUAGGGCCCAAGGUGUGCAGCUGCUGCACCAGCAUCAAGCGCUGCAGCGACAGCUGCAGCAGCAGCGAGAAUUGCAGCAGCAAAUCCUGGACCAUCAGCGGCAGCAACUCGCAGAGACACAGGACGCCUUGCAGCAGCAACAGGAGCAACAGCAGCAACAACGGAAGCAACAUCAGCAGCAGCCAUUAGGCGGGCCCAGCGUGGGUCGGCGUGUUACGAGGGAGGCGGGGAUAGAACCUAUGCUACAGCACGUACAGCAGCAGCUGUUGCAGCAGCAGCAACAGCAGCAGCAGAUGCAGGAAGAGCUGCUGCAGCACUUGAAACAGCAGCAGACUGCGGAAGACUCUGCCCACGAGACAAGAUGGUGCCGCUGCGACUUCAGAAGCCCGCUAUCCUCGAGGGCCCCCGGCUCCAUGGGAGGUCCCCUCGAUGAGCAAAGAGAUUCGGAAGGAUCUACGCGCCUGCCUUCAUCUGAGAGCAAUCCUAAAUUAGGGGGCCUUUUGGAGUCCGGAAACAGCUCAACGCGGCCCCAAGGGGGCCGCUCAAGGAACUAUCCAAAGGGUUCCCUCAGGGGCCUCUGCAAGGGGCCGCUCAGGGGCCAGCAGGCAAUACCCCCGGAAAACCCCAUCGAGGAGGUCCAGACAACUGGACUAACGAAGGUGGGGGCACAGAACGGCGCCAUACAAGGAAGAAAAGGGGGCGCCCUUGAGGUGGCGCCCUGGAGCUCCCCUGUGGAGGCCCCCUCGGGCCCCCAUGGGCGAGGGUGGGCCUCCACAUGCCCACCCCGUCUGCUGCGUUCAACGGAAUCGCAGAGGCUGCGCGAGGAGUCUUUGCAGAAGCAUCUGAAGGCACUGAAUGAGGCGAAAAGGCCAGGAGGCCACCGGGAGGGGCCCAAGAGGGGGCACCCGGAACACUCCCGCCUCCCCUCAGCUGAAACAGAACACUCUCACCGGUCUACGAGUCGCAGUAAGAGCAGCCCUUGGAGGGGCCCACAAUACGCAUCCAGAGAGGCCUCCUGCAAGGGCACCUCCAGAGCGCCAGUCCAGGAAGAGUCCCGCAGCGGCAUCCAGAAAGGGGCCCCGCUAAACCCUCGCGGGACACGGGUGCAGCAGCAGCAGCUGCAGCAGCUGCUGCAGGAGCAGCGGAGGGAAAUAAGCCUGCUGAUUCUUGAGAAGCAACAGCUCGAAAAAGCUGCCGCAGAGGCAGGGGGUGCCUUGGGGGCCCCUUUGACCCCCCGGGGUCCCGUGAGACCCAUCGCGCUCCCGAAAGAGCCAUAUGUCCAAAGUCCAGCCAACUGCGCAGAGGCAGACGGGGGGCCCCGCGGGUGCGUGUGCGGAGGCGAACAUCCCAGGACUGCUUGGGGGCCCCUAGACGCUGCUUUAGCUGAAGUGCACAACAGUAAUGAAGGACUUCAGCGCUGGACCAAAGUCAAUGAAGGCGUUUACUUCUAUGGGGACACCCAAGUGUCUCUAAGUUUUAUAAAUGGCCGUCUUAUGGCUCAGACCGAUGGAGGGCCCCUCAGCUGGAACAAGGGAGCCCGAGGAGAUAUCCUCAAGUUCAUCCGUGCUGCAGAUGAAAGGCGAGCCCAAACCAACGUCUAA